Molecule: messenger RNA, 5338 nt
Organism: Amoebophrya sp. A25
Lineage: Eukaryota; Dinophyceae; Syndiniales; Amoebophryaceae
Source: the annotation of a GenBank genome assembly
GGUUAAUAUUACGCUGUCGGUCAGCUGCGAGUGUGCACAUUCCUAUGUGCCAGCACUGGGCGAGAUCAUGCUAGUCGUGGAUCAUCUGUUUGAUCGUAUGUAUCAUAAGAGCUCGUUCUACAGCAAGUAUGUGAUAUUAAGAAGAAUAAGAAGAUCCUAGAGUCUUCUUGUUGUUCUUGGGCGAAUACUGUUAAUUAAAUGGCCCAGUUGCAGUUAGAAUUACUAAGUGCAAAUGCAAUCAAGAAGAAUAUUAAGAUUUUCGACAUCAUAGUUCAUCAUUUUGUCUGGUCAUAAAAAAAAUCAUCAAGACGAUGAGUGCUGCAUCUCCGGCACGUCACUCCUCGUCAUCUGAGGAUGAGGCCAUGGAUGACAUGAAGUGCGCAUCUGACUCAUCCUGGAUCACCACCGAUCUUUCAUCAAAGUCGUCCGGGAACGUGCGUCGAGUCCCCGAAAAAACUCACCGCGGACGAUGGAUUGGGUAUUGUUGGUGUUCUUGCUUGUGUUUUUUAUGGAACAAAUCAAGCUCUAUCAGAUUUUGCAUAUCAUGUGAAGCUGAGCAGGGAAGAUGCCGAGAUUUACUAACGUAUUUUCUUUUUCAGCACGGAAACCAACUGCCUGUGUUCAAACCGCGCUCAAUACUGGUCAGCAUUUCUCUUGAAUAACAAUGGGUUUUUAGUAGGCGAGGAUAUUACUAAUUCUUUCCUUACUUCCUUUGAAUAAAUGAAUCAGAUUAACGGGACUCUUCCUUCUGGUUGGUGUUGGAGUGGUGGCUCUGAUGCUCAGUUUGAGGCCUUCCUCCGACAGUGACGCGGGAGCCGGUGGGCCCGGCACGUUACCGAUUUCCACCCCCACAGGUCAACGUGGAACUGGAGGAAAGUCCAACAAAUUUCUGAAAACAAGCAGAGUAUCACGACAAAGUGGCGGCUCGUCAGGUGCUUCCUCGCCGUCGUCAGCUUCAGGCCGAACGAGCGCUGGGUCGGUUACACUGGCCAUAGAAAAUAAAGUUACUCGUGAAAAUGUACAAGAAGCAGGCGCACCUGCUCGAGAUCAAAUGCAAGACGAGGGCGAGGAGCAACUUCGCCGUAGAAGCAAUGUAAACGCUAUCACGGUCGAUAGGGCUCCUGCUGAGAACAGCACGACACAAAAAGCAGUAGAAGAGGGGGAGGACGGGAUUCAAAGGGCUUAUCUAGUAGCGAGCCAACAACUCCAAGAAGAGCCCCACUCACCAGAACCAGAUUAUGCCGUUUCUUCGCGAUCAGUGUCUGUAGGAGGUGGUUCGGCUCCUAGUCGGGAUGAAAAUGCUUCGCCCGCGCCGAAUCCACAAACACCCUCGCGUAUGCCUCCUUUCACGGCAUCUCAAAAAGAUGAUGACACGAGGAAGCCACCUAGUAACACUCCUUUCCUGGCAAAAACGGAAGAAAGCCAGACAUCACCUCGCACGCCUACGCAAUUGGAUGAUACUACUGUUGCGCUCGCAGUAACUUCUAGCAGCGCUGAGGACAUGGCCAAAACGUCGCAAAAAGAUAUUGGCGACAAAUCCUCUGAAGGCGAUAGCGGUAGUCCCGGUUCGCAACAAAGGGAACCUAGACCGCGCGACCCUGCCAGAUGUAGAAGCGCUAGUCGUGGGCGUUCAAGACACCGAGUGCGAGAUGAUGUGUCCGACGAUGCUGCGGAGGGGGAUAAAGUUAAAGAAGGGACUACGACUACUGAUGGUGAUGCCAGUACAUCUUUCUCAUCAUCUUCAAAUCCUGCACCUACUAGUAGUAGUAACAUGAGGGCUCCGACGAGUGGUCCCACGACCACGAGAAAAGAUCCCGCUGCAGCUACAGCAAGCAGAAACACGACUGAGGGGGAGUUGCCUCAGGGAAUGAGAAGUAGCCAUCAUGUUGAUAGCACAACUGAUGUGACAACGGCAAAUCGUGGUCGUUCAAGCGUACCAGUGCAACAAAUGAUAGCGGCUCUUGCUUCGACUCUCAAUAACCAAGGAGGAGCAGGUAGAUGCUUCAAGACUUCCUGCUUUCUCUCGUAGAAGAUGUAGUUGAAUUGCUGUAUCGUUCUCAUGUUCCUUUCUCUCAGAUUGAUCGUGAACAUGAUGUGUCAUCUCGAGAACCGCAUUUUCUGCUAUGACUCCCAUUUUCGUCCAACAAGAUGAUUCUCAUGGCAGGUGAAAUAGACGCCCUAGCAAGACGUUUUAGUCGUUCGCGAAGCGGAAGCCGGACACGAAUACAAGAGGUGCAGAAAAGACUAGCUGAACAAGGACAAGUAGAUCUAUCACUCUCCAUGCAACCUUCUAGUACGGCUUCUGCGAAAGAGGUGCAAGAGCUGAUUGUGGCCGCGAAAGAAACGAUUCCGGCAUUGGACGAGCGCAUUCAUGAGUACAAGCGGGAAAGAGAAGUAGCACGCUAUACUGUACCACCGGGAUGGGGCUUACGCUACAGCUGGCCUUAUUCGGGCAGACCAUUUGGUAUUUUCUUUGAGAAAACUACUCACUCUAGUUAAUGCACCAGCAGAGUUUCUGUUUCCAUUCGAUUUGAAAACUUGUGGUUGUUAUCAAUUAAAAACUUGCAGCAUCGAUGUCGAUCGCCGAAAGGUGUUCCAAUUUCCCUCGAAAGCCACGCUGUCCACUGAGCAGGUUCCUUGCAUUUCGGGCAGCGUUCGAGUGCGCAGCCGCUGCUAGGCGAUUCUGACGAGCAGGUGGACGCAACCGUGGAGAGCCAUGAAGCGUGGAAAAUCAGAAAGCUAAAGCUGGACAGCAUAGUGCAACCGGUGGCAGCGCCCUAUCAAGCGACUGUGCUGCGUCGCACCUACGAGGCACCGCCUCCAGAAAGUGAACUAAUCUUGGAUGCGAAUGAAAUCCAGGAGCUGACACGAGCACUAGAGGAAAAGUCAGCUGCCUUGCUGCUGGAAAAAUCAAGGAGGACUAAUAAGAGGUGGACAAAGUCAAAUAAGCAGCAGGGUGAGAAAAAUAUAGUCGCUGGUCGUGCGUGGUCUCGGUCAACGCUUGAUUCUUCCUCUGGCAAUCCAGGAAGCACGUCAAUGGGGGAUGAUGAUCAGGAGACUAGUACACCUAGCACAUCUGCAUCCACAGCACGAGGAGGAGCAAGAACUGGGACUACACCACUAUCUCGCUUGCCUUCGGUUGACGUCGCGCCGCUUUUACCGACGCCGCCUCCCGGAUCGCCGGCUGCAGAAGGCGCUUUCCUUGUAACAACACCAACGAUCAUGAAGGGUAGAGAAAUUGUGCAUGACCUGCAGGUAGAAGCAGGGGAUGACGAUGAGCCACCAGCAGAAGAUUGGAAAUAUAGUGACGAACAUUUAGAAGUAGUGGGUAACCACGAGGUUUUAACGAGCAAGAACAAAAAGAACAUGGGUGAGGGAGUAGAUGGACUAGAUCAGGCCCCGGAAAAACUCCCUAAUCAGGACCAAGAGCAAGGAGACAAGGAACAGUUGGCUGCGAUGGUUGCAUUGUUAAAUUAAGGUUACAAGAAAAGGAAAUCCAUCUUCGCAGGCAUCUUGGUCCAGUUUUUGCAAGGGAAAAGGUGACCCAAGACGUUGCUGAAGAUGGGUUUCCCUUAGUUCUAAUUAAAACAGCAGAUAGCCUUGCGGCAAAGGUUGCUGGAAAAGUUCAAGGUGGCUAGCGCGGAAGGUUGGCGUCAAAUCGGUGCACAGCCGCCUCCCGGGAUCGGCCUGUGGUUCGCCGCGACUCGCAACAAGAACGUCGGUAGUGAGGCGGUUGAGGAAGGAAAUCCAUCUGGGCCUGACAGAGGCAGCGACGCUAUUCCGGAUGCAGCUGCGGAUGCAUCAUCUUCUGUAGGUGAAGACAAUCAUAAUCGAACAGUUUCGGACAACACAAAAAGUCACGACGACCUCACAGAAAAGAAUGCCAUUGCAACAGCAGUUUCCGCGGGCAACACGCAAGUGAAUCGAGCCAAGCCGAUGCCGAGGCAAACACCAGGACUAGGUGAGGAUACAGCCAACGACGUUGAUGAUUUGUUCGCUCGAAAUCGAAUUCCAAAAUUAUAAUGCGUGCAGAUAUCUACUUCUUCUACCUCUUAUCGAAGAAAUCAUAGGUCGACCGGAUUAUAUCGCAUGUUGUUGACCAGUGUAACAAUUAUGACAGACUUUUUGAUUGAAAUUGAUAUCAUACGAUGAGAAUAUAGCUGAUUACUACUUUCACGAUUCUCCUUCCUUCUUCGCGCUCUCCUGUGACGUCAACGUCGUUUGACGGCUGCCUUGUUGCGCAGCAUCGUUCACGCUGACUUGCGAGGAUGGGGGAAUCCACGUCUACUUCUCACAUGUCCACCUUCUCACUAUUGGUAUUGCUCCAAGAAGAAAUCAUUAACUUUAUCCCAAUCCCACAAAUAUCCCAAUCCCCGCGAAAGCUUUUCAGAGAUGAAUCUACUUGAUCCUCCUUCGUCACUUUUUCUCAGCCGCGAAUCGCCCCCCUCCUCUUCCUGAAUAUGUUAUCGCACUUGCCGUGGAAAUGAAUUGCCAUUGCGCGUACGCCCACCUAUGUCAGAUAGAUUAUCUCGCCGAUUUAUUAGUAAACGUAAAGUAAUCUGUUCUUAAUAUUUUUUCCACCAAAUCACUUUCACAAUCUUCACAUCAACGUAGAAUUUCCCAGUCGUGAUUACACCCUGUGAUAACCAUAUGUCUUGUACUUAUCACUAUCAGACCGUCUGACGGUGUAGUAAAAUAUAUAGUGUUGCUGUUCAUCAAAAAUCAGGAUCUUUCUUCCAGCGGCAGUAGUGCUGGACAUCAUCAGGUGGAUAUUACUUGGCGAGGAUGUGGUUGUUUUACGCUAAGUGACCACUCGUCCGGUUCGCAUUGAUUCAUUUAAUAUUUUCCAUCCUUUUAUUAAACAUCUAAGCACAUCGAGAAUCUUGCAGAUUCUAGAUCUGUGGAAUGACAUCACAGUUUCACAUGGUUGUCCGGCGUAGUGGAAGUUCUACAACGCAUUCAUCUGGAGCCUGCAAAAACACACAACGCUUACCAAAAGCAGUAGGCAUAACGAGAGAAGGCAACUAGUAGCUGUAGCACUCAUCUUCUGUGUUUAAACGAACAGGCAAAUAUUUUUACCAAAUAGAAAGGUCGUACUUCUUAGAAGAAUUAUUGAAGUUGAUCAUCCUCAUGAUCUCAGCUGUCUGGCGAAUGCCAAUAACAAUAAUGCGGCAUUUUCCCAACAUUUUUGGACUUAUAUGUUGCUGGUGUUGAAAGAUUGAUAAUAUAGUGAGUGGGAACAGCUUUUUUGAAAUUAUACACCGACAAGCAGGUCUGAGCCGAGUCUUCUACAAUUCUCUGAUGAUGUAGUGGGUGUAUCGUGUAGAAGUGCUGGCAU